This is a messenger RNA of Exophiala dermatitidis NIH/UT8656, 2274 nucleotides long. RefSeq lists its product as uncharacterized. The record is from RefSeq and is a predicted model, not a curated record. Bases 1 to 2274 code for a protein of 757 amino acids. Gene Ontology annotation, molecular function: RNA polymerase II cis-regulatory region sequence-specific DNA binding; DNA-binding transcription factor activity, RNA polymerase II-specific; zinc ion binding. The transcript has 9 exons. NCBI's taxonomy places the organism in Eukaryota, Fungi, Ascomycota, Eurotiomycetes, Chaetothyriales, Herpotrichiellaceae. Gene Ontology annotation, biological process: positive regulation of transcription from RNA polymerase II promoter by galactose; DNA-templated transcription. Gene Ontology annotation, cellular component: nucleus.
AUGUCGCAACUGGAGCCACAUGAGGAACCCGUCGACCUGUCCGACAUCAGGUGGAAGAUGCUGGUCGCCUGUGAUAUCUGCAGGCAAAGAAAGGUGCGCUGUGAUGGUCAGAGACCGUGCUCGAGAUGCAGCAAAGGUGGGAAGAAAUGCACCUUCUCGACGCCACGGCGAGUUGUGAUGCAUCCCGAGGUCGCAAGGGCAUCAAAGCGCCCUAGAACAAGCUCUCUUCCUUCGAAACGUCUGGGGAGUUCCAUGCCGAGUGUCUCAUCGCCGGAACCCACAUAUUCGUCUACUGCUUCUAUAAUUUCAACUAUGGUGGCACAUCCCAAAUCAGAUGGGCGUGAUACACCCUCCAAGUCAGGCAAAGAACACCUCCUGCUUAUCGACUCUGAUGACCAAAUCGUCUACUCAGGACCUUCUACGGGGAUGCCCAUGUUUGCUCGCCUUGGCUUGCUUCAAACUGUCGAAGUAUCGGAGAGCAACACCGCUAGGACAGUCUUUGCUUCUCACUCUGCAGGAGCUUUAGGUAUAAUUGGGGUCACGUCAUCUUCCAGCGACUAUUUCGACCUUUGCCUACAUCAUUGCUCGCAGGAACUCAUGUUCAAGUUAAUAGGCUAUCACCUGAACAGUCCCGUCUUCUUUCCACUACUUCAUGCUCCUUCCUUCCUAUCUGAAUUCGUCGCAGUAACUGAGCGCCGGCUAGUAUGCACUGCUCAAUAUGGCGCCCUCCUGAUGAGCAUUCUCGCGGUGACGGCGCGCCUGGUUGAUAGUGCCAGGGUGCUCCUCCCAGCUGAGGAGCACGAUCACCCUGGCGAGGCUUACUUCGAGCUUGCCCAAGACUUCAUCAGAAUCAGCAAGAACAAACUGGACAUCCGCCAUAUCCUCGCUCUUUACCACCUCGCAUUGUUUGCAGAAGGUUCCACCGGCUCUGCGAGUUCCGUCUCCAGUUUUGUUGCGGAAGCUGUUGGCUUAGCUUUUUCGACCGGACUCCAUCGCAGUACCACAGAGUUUCAUAUGGACCCAGUCACGCUGCAGAUCCGUACCCGCUUGUUUUGGGCUCUGUAUACCCUAGACACCACUUUGGCCUAUUCCCAAGGACGACCUCCACUCAUUAGAUUAUCUGAGUGCAGCGUCGACCUUCCGGUCAUUGUUGACAACGAAUAUAUCAAAAAGACACAGAUUCUUCCCCAACCAGAGGACAGUCCGCCACUGGCAAUGGCAGCGGCUGUCAAGAUGAUCGAGAUAUACAUGGUUCUUGAACAGGUUCUGUCUGCGAUCAAUGCGCCAUCAAAAACACCCGCCACCGCUUUCUCUCUAGGCCACCCUUCGCUGCACCGCAGCGAUCUCAUGAAGCGGGCGCAGGAAAAGCUGGACAAGAUCGAACGGGGUCUGCCCCCAUAUCUGUUGCAAGUUGGCACGACACCUACUCCGACGUCGACCAAUCCGGCCUCGAACUUCUUCUACUCAUGCCGCGUCCGGACCGUCCUCCAAUUUGUUAGGACCCUUAUAGCCCGUCAAACCCUCAUUGAUGAGUUGGAGACUGGCCCGCAGUCCUCGAAGGAAGAAACGAGUCUGGCCACAUCGGAAGCUUGCCGGCUCUCUGUGGACACCAUCAAGACCUAUGCACGCCUACGGCACCUAGGACUGCUUUGCUUUUGCGGCUUUCACGCCGUAUCCCACGUCACUGCAGCCGCUCAUACACUCAUAGCGUGUAUGUUGAGGAGCUCCAACCUCGCAUUUGAGCACCGACCUGAACUGCUCACUGCCAUUGACAUACUGCUUGUCUUCUCGUUUCCUUACCCGUACGUCGAGACGGUCGCCCAGCUGCUUGUUCAGUUGUCUCGCACUCUGGAUCACAAUCAUGGUUCAAACAGCCAGAGCGAAGCCGUUGCCAUCCGAGUCCUCGCUCGGAGAAUGGCACGCUCCCCUCCCCGAUCGGAGCCACCUCACUCCCCGUCAGCUUCCUCCUGGCCAUCCUGGAAAGGCGAACGUCUUCAGAAAGUUGAACCUGGAUUUCGGCUUAAGGAAGCCACUGGGACGCAACCUUCUAACACGCACUCCAACCAUGACCAGACUCCUGGCCCGAACACGGCCCUACCGUCUGCUCACCAGGAUGACACAACAACACUCAGUGUGAUCAAUGACACUUCGGCCUGGUUUUCUGAGAUACCCACCGAUUCGACCGAAGCCCAAUGGACCUAUCAUGCCUCGGAUGAUUCUAUCUGGGAUGAUGGGUUUUCAUUUCUUAAUGACGGAUUGUUCAGCAAAUUGUAG